UCUACUUGAAGUCCAGUCAUCCCCACGAUAGUUUACACCCCAACAUUCAUGGAUCCACCUCCCCUUCCGCCCCUCCCUACUUCCACGGUCUCCGGCACCGCGAUACACCUGAACUACCCCGACUCGGUCGACUCUUCUCCCCGUUCCCACACAGCCGAAACUUACAAUAAUGAACCUCUCCCUCCUGUCCCGGGUGCUAAAAUUCGCCUCAUGUGCAGCUACGGAGGCCACAUUAUCCCCCGUCCGCACGACAAGUCUCUCUGCUACGUGGGCGGAGAGACGCGAAUCAUAGCCAUCGAUCGUCACUCGACGCUCUCCUCGUUGUCGUCCCGCCUUUCGCGACGUCUUCUUGAUGGGCGGUCUUUUACUCUAAAGUACCAGUUACCUAAUGAAGAACUUGAUUCUUUGGUAUCCGUAACUACGGAUGAAGAUCUUGAUAAUAUGAUCGAAGAGUAUGAUCGGGCGGCUCGCAUACGAUUAUUUAUUUUCUUUAAUAAGCCCGAAACUGCAGCUUCCAUGGGCUCACUACUUGAUGAUGCUAAAUCAGAAACGUGGUUCGUUGAUGCACUUAAUGGUUCUUUGCUUCCAAGAAACUUAUCAGAUUCUGCUACAAUGCAAUGUUUAGUGAAUCUUGAUAAUGAUCAGGACUUGGAAGAAGAGAACAAGCAAGAAAUGAUGAUUAAGAAUGAUUCUCCACUGAUGGACAACGGUACUUCCUCGUUUGGUUCGUCUUCUUCCUCUCCUUCGAUGUGCAACUUACCGCCUAUUCGUGUUCGUGUCGAGGAUCAAAAAGUUGGACUGGAAGAACAGUUUGCUCAGAUGAGCUUUGCUCAAGUUGUGCAGCAACAGAACCAAGAUGAUGGCUUUGGUCUUUUGGCUGCUGCUGCUGCGCCUCUGCCUCCUCUUCCAACUAGUAUUGCUGCUGUUGGGAUGGUCCCUUCGAUUAGUCCGGUAGGCGGUUCAAGUGACCGUUUGAAUCGAGUUUUAUCAGACGAUGAAAGAUCGGAUCAGGGUGCGCCUAUUAAUUUAUGCAGAAAACCACCGUUGCCUUUGCAGCUUGUACAAAACAAAUCUGGUGCCUGCAGCUAUAAUUUGCCUUCACCUGACUCAGUUGCAAGUGAAACAAGUAGUAUUGCAUCUGCCUCUUCUCUAUCUAAGCCAAUGUAUUAUCAAGAACAACACAACCACAUAGCAACAGGAGAUAACAGGACUCAAUCUAUCAGCCCCGAUACAAAUUCUACAUACGCGUCGCAGACGCAAUUCGAUCCGCAGCAGCAGCAGCAUUAUGUACACACAACAGGCACACAUUUCAUCCCACAUCCAAUGUCAUCUUACUACCCAAUCUACGCCACGCAGCAUCAACAACAGCCUCAUCAUCAACCAAUUGAUCAUCAGCAUCAACAGCAUCAGCAGCAGUACCCUGUAUAUCUAAUGCCUAUUGCACAAACUCAGCAACCAUACAUGUCCUUUCAAUCUAAUCUCAUAGAUACUAAUCCAGUUACCACCUCAAGCCGCCCCCCAACAGCGCCUAACUUACAUCCUCCGCCCCUUUACCCUACAAAAGAAAUGGCUGCAGCUAUGCAUCGAACUGUGACUCCGUCAUUAGUCCCCAUGGCAACCACUCAAUUUCAGCAGCAAUAUAUGGGAUAUGCUCUGAAUCCGAUGCAGCCUCCGCCUCAGUCUAUUUCCGGAGCUCAUGAUGAUAGUGGUCGAAAUUACGGUUAUGAAUAUGCAAAAGGCGCAAGUGAUCAAGUUUAUUACGGUCAGGUUCAAGCUGCACCAGUGCCUUGUCAGUAUCAAAGUAUGAGUCCUGCUGUAGCAGUUGCGCUAGCGGAUGCUUCAAAUCAGUUGCCGACGAGCAAUAACAUUCACCAAAUCGGAGCUUCGCAGCCAAUUUGAAUACUGUUGUGUCAUUUCCUUCUUGCUAAAUUCAUUCAUAAUGAUAUAUUAUAUAUGUUACAACUUACAAUUUCUUUGAUUUUGAGUAUAAGACAAAUCCAAUAAUAUAAUAUGUACCACUAAGAUUGCUUGUUAUUUGAAAAUUUUUAUCAAGCAUAAAUAUUUAGCUUUACCAGUUUA
This is a messenger RNA of Mercurialis annua (annual mercury), 2079 nucleotides long. RefSeq lists its product as uncharacterized. The transcript is spliced from 2 exons. Gene Ontology annotation, molecular function: protein binding. The coding region runs from base 49 to 1899 and encodes 616 amino acids. The record is from RefSeq and is a predicted model, not a curated record. NCBI's taxonomy places the organism in Eukaryota, Viridiplantae, Streptophyta, Magnoliopsida, Malpighiales, Euphorbiaceae.